Molecule: messenger RNA, 660 nt
Organism: Triticum aestivum (bread wheat)
Lineage: Eukaryota; Viridiplantae; Streptophyta; Magnoliopsida; Poales; Poaceae
Product: thioredoxin O1, mitochondrial-like
Exons: 9
Coding region: 1-660 (219 amino acids)
Source: RefSeq, a predicted model, not a curated record
AUGCACCCUAGCCUCGUCCCGCUCGAGCCCGUGGCUCCGUCUGCCACCAAGCUCCCCGCCAACGGCGUUACCAGCCACCCCGCGACCAACGGCCUACGCGGUUGGAUGCGGCGCACCUUCAGCUACCCCUCCUCGCCGCCACCACCUCCUCCCAGAUCUCCCUCUCCCCAACCCAGACCUCCUUCUCUCUGCCAUCCCAACCCCGCCACCGGCCUCCCCCCAUCCCAGUUGCCGACGACCUCCUCAUCACCCCCAGCGCCGACCAUCCCCUCCCCGACACGCCUCUUCUCAUCGUCGUCCACAGGCGAUUCCAGCAUGCUGGUCGUCGGCUCCGCGGACACCUUCGAGGACAUCCAUGCCAAGGUGCAAGUGGAGAAGCUCCCCGCCGUCUUCUACUACACGGCUGUCUGGUGUGGGUCGUGUCCGGCGAUGGCACCUGUGAUCGAGAAGAUGAGCAGGCAGUACCCCAAGAUACCCGUGUACAAGGUGGACAUCGACAUGAGCUACAGUGCUCUCAUACUAUCAUUGCAUUGCCUGCUGUUCUUGCUGCAUACCUAUAUCUCAAGUAUUUUAGAUUUCCUGCUAGUUGCAUAUCUGCACUUCACUCAACAGCAGCUAGCAGGAGCAAUUCUCUUGCUGAUGCUCAAGUGUGAAGUGUGA